Molecule: messenger RNA, 1938 nt
Organism: Parnassius mnemosyne (clouded apollo)
Lineage: Eukaryota; Metazoa; Arthropoda; Insecta; Lepidoptera; Papilionidae
Source: the annotation of a GenBank genome assembly
AUGGAAUAUCUGUCGCGUAAAGUCAAAUCUGUCGCUAAAAUUGACGUGUGUCAGUUGAAUGGCACGAGCGAUUCUCAAAAUAAGCGGAGCGAGACCGCGAUGAGUCCAGCGCCCCCCGCGCUGCAAAACAAAAGUAACGCUCAAUUCACUGCCGGCAAGCAGUCGCUGUCAGUUAGUGGAAGCAAGUGUACGCACGACGAAAUGGAACGCGAUCGUAUUGGACUUUGGGGCUGUGGAGACGGACAGUCUGCCAGCAAGGUUUCCGGUCUCGACCGACUAAAACAUCCCGGUCUUAACAAGGGCAUGGCAUUCUCUAUUGAAGAACGACAGGCGUUGGGCAUUCAUGGACUGUUACCUGCGAGAGUGAAGACUCAAGAUGAGCAAGUCCACCUCUGCAAGCUUUCUAUCGAGAGAUAUGAAGAUCCGCUGAACAAGUAUAUCUACCUAAUGGGAUUACUGGACCGUAACGAGCAUCUGUUCUAUCGCUUUGUGGGCGAGAACGUGGCGGACAUGAUGCCCAUCGUGUACACUCCCACUGUAGGCUUGGCCUGUCAGAAGUACGGCCUGAUCUACCGCCGCCCUCGUGGUCUCUUCAUCACAAUUAACGACAAGGGACACGUCUACGAUAUUUUAAAGAACUGGCCCGAGACGGACGUGAGGGCCAUCGUGGUAACCGAUGGGGAGCGGAUCCUAGGUCUCGGAGACCUCGGGGCAUGUGGAAUGGGCAUCCCGGUGGGCAAGCUGGCGCUGUACACCGCGCUCGCCGGCAUCAAGCCCCACCAGUGCCUGCCUAUUACUCUAGAUGUGGGCACGAACAACCAGACACUGCUGGACGACCCGCUGUACAUCGGGCUGCGACAUCGGCGCGUGCGCGGCGCGCAGUACGACGAGUUCAUAGAGGAGUUCAUGCAGGCCGUCGUGCGCCGCUUCGGACAGAACUGCCUCGUGCAGUUCGAGGACUUCGCCAACGCCAACGCGUUCCGCCUGCUCGAGAAGUACCGCGGCAGGUACUGCACAUUCAACGACGACAUCCAGGGCACGGCGGCCGUGGCGGUGGCCGGCCUGCUCGCCAGCCUCCGGCUCACAGGAAAGAAACUUUCCGAGAACGUAUUCGUGUUCCAGGGCGCUGGAGAGGCCUCGCUGGGCAUUGCGGAGCUGUGCGUGAUGGCCAUGAAGGCUGAAGGCGUUUCGGACGAGGAUGCGCGCGCUCGCAUUUGGAUGGUCGACUCUAAGGGUCUAAUAGUACACGACCGUCCCGAAGGAGGGCUGAACGAACACAAGGAGAAGUUCGCCAAGAACUGUCCGCCACUUCGUACGCUGGAGGAAGUCGUGGAUGUCGCUAAACCCUCAGUGCUCAUCGGGGCGGCAGCCAUUAAGGGCGCGUUCAAUGCGUCGAUCCUGCGCAAGAUGGCGGAAAACAACCCGCGGCCCGUCGUGUUCGCGCUCUCCAACCCCACCAGCAAAGCCGAGUGCACCGCCGAGGAGGCCUACGCCAACACCGACGAGCGCGCCAUCUUCGCGUCGGGCUCGCCGUUCCCCGACUACCGCACGAAGGACGGGCGCGUGCUGCGGCCGGGGCAGGGCAACAACUCCUACAUCUUCCCCGGCCUGGCGCUCGGCAUCCUGUGCGCCGGCCUCGUCGACGUCUCCGAGGACUUCAUGCUGCUCGCCGCACAGGCGCUGGCUGAAAUCGUAUCUCAGGAAGACUUGGAUCACGGCAGCCUGUACCCGCCGCUGAAAGACAUCCAGAACUGCUCCGUCAAGAUCGCCAAGAAGAUUGUCGAGCACGCCUACAGUACUGGCAAAGCGCAGCUGCAGCCGCAGCCACUGGACACGGAGGCGUUCAUCCGCGCGCAGAUGUACGACGCGCGCUACGGCGCCGCGCUGCCGCCGCAGUACGCCUGGCCCACCGACGCGCCGAAGGUCGACCUCGUCUAG